UACCUAUUAGCAUUGGUCUGAGGUUGUUAUACUCUGUGUAGCAGGUCAUCUGCAAGGAUGUCCUCAUUAACGCUGUUACUAUGCAUCUUGUCUUUGUGUAACAAAUUAAAUGCUCAGUUUAACUCACGUGCAUUUGAGGAUCGAUACACUCGGCGCAGGUUGCGUCCUUGGAGUCUACAUGAUCGCUAUCCGUUUUUGCUUCCUGAUUCAAUGGAUCCGGACUUCGACCUGACACCAAAGUUUGCCAUGGUGACUCCAGCAGUGUUGAGAGUGGAAAAUAAAGAAAAUAUCCUGCUGGAGGCAUUUGGACUUUCUCAGCCUGUCGGUGUUUCUCUCUCAGUAUAUGAUUUCCCAGUCAAGUCAAAGCUACUGUGGAAGGGAACCAUCACGCUCAACUCGGAUAAUAACUACAGUGUCCUCCAAACCAUCCAAAUUAAUCCGAGCUUGCUGAAACCAGAAGAGAAAGAGACCAAGUAUGUCGAGUUAGUCGCCGAAUUCGGAGACUACCAUCAGGUUAAGCACGUCAGUAAAGUGUCAUUCCAGUCUGGUUACAUCUUUAUUCAGACUGACAAACCUGUCUACAACCCAGGAGACACAGUGCGUUGCCGAGCUUUUAUUUCUAACGCGGAUUUUCAAGCAUUCAACGGCACCAUUUCUGUUGAAAUCCAGAAUCCGGAUGAAAUUACAGUGCACAGCAUACCGAGGAGCAGAGCAGCAGACGGCAUUUACUCCAGCACCUACGGACUCUCGGAUAUCGUCAAAGAGGGCAAGUGGAAGGUUGUUGCCAAAUUUGACCACUGGAAGGAGAACACAUUUAGUGCUGAUUUUGAGGUGAAAAAGUAUGUGCUACCAGCAUUCAAUGUGACACUAAUACCACAAAGGACCCACUUCAGUUUGGAAGAUAAGGAGUUAAAGGUGGAAGUGUAUGCCAGAUAUUUGUAUGGCGAGGAUGUGAAAGGUGUUGCGUACGUGGUGUUUGGAGUGGAGAGAAAUGGAGAGAAAGUGAGACUAUCGUCCAUGAAGCAAGUGAACAAUCUGGAUGGUGGGAUCGCCACUCUGACCCUAGCCGAGCUUAAGAGCACCUACCCCGACAUAAACAGCAUGGUGGGCUCGUCCAUAUAUGUCAAAGCUUCCGUCUUGACCAGCUCAGGAAGUGACCUAGUGGAUGCAGAGAAGACGGGCAUCAAAAUAGUCUUAGCACCAUAUGUGCUCGCCAUCAAGGACACACCACGUUUUUUUAAAUCUGGGCUACCGUUUCAAAUGAUGGUUACGGUUAGCCACCAUGAUGGCUCCCCAGCCCCCAACGUUCCUGUGAAAAUCACAUUACUGCCCACGCCAAUCACAGUCCACAGCGGCACCAUCAAAGUGUAUCUUAACAUGCCUUCUGACUUGCAACCUGUGAUGCUAACAGCAGAGACGAUAAUGCCGAAUUUGAAGCAAGAACAGCAGACGAAGGCCGAAUGGUACGUGGAAUCGUACUUGCCUCAUAAUUCUUUGCGGCUGAAUCAGCUCAUCAUCAAGCAAGAUGCGAAUACGGUGAAGACUGGACAGACUUUAAACCUUAAAUUGCAAUUGAGAACCUUCUCACAGAAAGAAGCAAGCUACCUUAAACACGUCUCCUACAUCGUGCUGAAUAAAGGGAGAAUAAUACGUGCUGGCAGGGUAAACAUCGAAGGGCAUGAAGUGAUAAACAUUCCGCUGCUGCUGACUUCAGACAUGCUGCCUUCGUUCCGCUUUGUGGCAUACUACGUAUUGCCAUGGCAAUUUAAAGUGGAGUUGGUGGCCGAUUCCAUUUCAGUGGAUGUGGAGAGCCAUUGUGUGGAACCACUCAACGUGGAGCCGCUGAAAGGUGAGGUGACGGACUCAUAUUUGCCAGGCAACAGCUUUAGCUUCCAAGUCAGGGGUGCCCCCGGAGCAAAGGUCAGCCUAGUCGCUGUGGACAACUCAGUUUUCCUGCUAAGCAAGACCCGCCUGACACAGAGGAACAUUUGGAACACGCUCAGACAGGGGGAUUUGGGCUGCUCUCCAGGUGGCGGAAAGGACAGCUUGGGUGUGUUAAUGGACGCAGGCUUGAAUUUUCAGUCCAGUUUCGGUGUAGCAACUGAUAGUACACAAGGUCAACCGUGUAACUGGAGGUCUAGAAGGAAGCGAUCUGCUGAGAAACUGAGACUCAGAGACCAGCUCGAGAAAUCCCAUUCUGACCGGUUUCUGCAGCGCUGUUGCUCCGAUGGCAUGAGGGAGAUUCCCAUGCCGUACUCAUGCCGCCGCCGUGCUCUUUACAUCACUGAGAACUGGAGCUGUGUGAUGGCUUUUCUCGAGUGCUGCUCACAGUACAGGGGUGAAGAACUGGGCAACAUCACCCCACCACCACCCACCACUCCAGAGCCACCAUCCACCACUCCAAAGCCAAAAUACAAUCGAAUUAUGGUCCGUGGUGAAUUUCUGGACCAAGAAUUUGCUCGAGAGCGUACUACGUUGGGUCUUUCACUUCCUCAUCCUCCAGUUUUUGCUAAGACUGUCGUAGUUACUUCAUCUAUACGCACGGCAGCAAAAGUGGUAAUGGAGGAGGUGGAGGAGGACAAUGAGGAGUACAAUGAUGAGGACUAUGAGCUGGAUGACAUUUAUGUUCGAACCAAGUUUUUUGAAUCCUGGCUGUGGACUGAUGUCAAACUUCCUGAAGCACCCGCAUCAGAUGGAUUAGCUGUUUUGCCAAUGGAUCAUGUUCUCCCCGACAGCAUCACUCAGUGGGGGAUUCUGGGUGUCAGUGCAUCAUCCAAAACAGGUUUCUGUGUAGCCGAGCCAUAUAAUAUCAGAGCAUGGAAGCGUUUCUUUAUCGACCUUCGUCUUCCUCGUACAGCAGCCAGAAAUGAGCAUGUGGAAAUCAAGGCUGUGUUACACAACUAUGUGAACGAGAGCAUGAAGGUGCUGGUGGUCCUGUCUAAGACGGCGGAAAUGUGCAGUGUGGCGUUUACUGAAGAUCAUAAGCAGGAGGUGUUUGUGAAAGCUCUCUCCUCCGUUCUCAUCCCCUACACCGUAAUCCCGCUCCGAUCAGGAGCGCUCCCCCUGCAAGUCACUGCUGUGUCGCGGAGCUUCAUCGGAGAGGAUGCGGUCCGUAAAAACCUCCAUGUGGUGGUCGAGGGCAUUCAGAGGAUGCACGUGAGAAGUUUUGUGCUGAAUCCUGCUGAGAAAGGAGACAACAAUGGAAAUCAGCUCAUUCGGGUAGACAAAGCUAAGCUGAAUUCGGUGGUUCCCAACUCGCUUCCAGAAACAUUUGUCAACGUCAGAGGUAAUUUGCUGGCUGACAGCAUCGAUAACUCCAUCAAUAAGGACUCGCUUGCGGCGCUGAUCCGAAUGCCUGGAGGCUGUGUGGAGCAGAACCUGGCUAGCAUCACGCUGCCGCUCAUCGCUGCUCACUAUCUGGACCGCAGCUCACAAUGGGAAAGUGUGGGUUUUCAGCGCAGAGACGAAGCCUUGCAAUACAUCAAAAAAGGAUAUGACAACCAGCUUCAUUAUCGCAAAACGGAUGACUCGUAUCCACCGUAUCGCAAUGAAGGAACCAGCACCUGGAUCACAGCGUUCGUGGUGAAGGUGUUCUCCAUGGCUUAUCCAUUCAUUAUAGUGGAUAAGCAGCACAUAUGUGGUCCUUUGCUGUACCUGCUCAAACACAAGCAGCUCACAUUUGGAGCAUUUAAGGAGGACAACCCUGUCUACACCACCUCCAUGACGGGAGGUCUUCAGGGUGCUGAGUCCAGGGAAACUCUGACUGCAUUUGUACUGAUUGCAUUGGCUGAAGCUCAGAGUGCUGUUAUAUGCAGUGAUCCAGAAAUAAACACAGAGGUGAAGUUCAGACAAGCCGGAGAGUACCUGAAGGAGCGAUACCACCGGCUCCGCAGACCGUAUUCUGUCGCGGUCGCCUGUUAUGCCUUGGCCGUGAGCAAUCAAGGCUGCUCUAAGAGUGUAUUGCUGAAAUUGGCAUCACCGGACCACACACACUGGCCAGAUGCAGACAAUUCCUUCUAUACACUGGAGGCGACGGGUUACGCGCUGCUUGCCCUGCUUAAAGGCGGCCAUUUUGAGGAUGCAGCCGCUCCGUUUAAGUGGCUGAAUCAGCAGCGACGGGUUGGGGGAGGAUAUGGAUCCACACAAUCCACCAUGGUGGUACUGCAGGCUCUGUCAGAGUACCUGGUGAAGAAACCCCCUCCGUCUGACAUGAACCUGCGAGUAGACCUGAGUGUUCCUGGUCGCUCGGAUAUACGCUGGGGGUUCACCAAUCGACUGGCCCAUGUGGCACGUUCCUCUCGGGUGCCUCUAGAUCUGGACUUUACAGUGCUCGCCAAUGGAAAUGGACAAGGAAUCCUAGAGGUUGUAACAGUUUACAAUGAGUUGCCCAAUGAGGAUGAGAAGAGCUCCUGUAAUGGUUUUGAUUUGAACGUUACCAUUACUGAAAGCAACGAGAAGCCUAAUGCAGAUGUAGAGAAGGUGUACAAACUCGACAUCAGAGUGAGAGCUCUGGCACAUCAAGUACGCAUGGCAGUUCUCGACAUCAGUCUGCCUACGGGAUUUGAACCAGAAACCGCAGACCUCGAGCUGCUGGCCAACUCUGUGGAUCGCUAUAUCAACAACUUUCAAGUUGUAGAUAAUCUGAGUGACCGAGGAUCUCUUAUCAUUCAUCUGUUCAAGGUAUCCAACAGAGAGGCAGAUAUCAUCACCUUCAGGCUGAAUCAGAAGUUUAAAGUGGGCCUCCUGCAACCGUCUAUAGUUACUGUAUACCAGUAUUACAACCCAGAUAAACGUUGCAGCAGGUUUUACACUCCACCAGAGGACAAAGAGCAGCUCAGUCAGAUCUGCAAAGACAACGUUUGCCGUUGCACACAAGGCGACUGUUGCGUUAUGAAGACAGCUGCUGAGACAUACACAGAGAGGAGGAACGCUGUGUGCAGGGGAAUCCACCAUGCUUACAAGGUCAGAGUGUUGAGCGUCGGUACAAGCCAAUACGACAGAUAUGUGCUGCAGAUCCUUAAGGUCAUAAAAGAAGGUUCUGAGGUUGGUCUAAAAGAGAUGGACACGCGAGUGUUUCUGUCUCAUGCUGGAUGUAGGGAUGGGCUUAAUCUUCUCACCGGGCAGGACUACCUCAUCAUCGGUCCAUCGUCUGAUGUCUGGCAAGCAGGCAGUGACAAGAACGGAUACACAUACGCUCUGGGGAAGACGACGUGGGUAGAGCACUGGCCAUCAUCAGCCGAUUGCAACGCUGCGGCACGAGACAAAUGCAUGGAGCUGGAGAAAUUUACAGCGGACUUGCAGAACACCGGCUGCCAGACCUGAGAAACACACACACACACACAGUGGUCUGUGAUCACUACCUUCACACACAAUCUCUAAGUGUCUAUUGUACAUACAAAACCUGUAUCAUAGUGAAACAUUUCCAAUAGGAAAGCCACAAAGCUCUAAAUAAAACUUUACAUUAACAGUGA
Messenger RNA from Tachysurus fulvidraco (yellow catfish), 5471 nucleotides. RefSeq names its product complement component c3b, tandem duplicate 2 (gene c3b.2). Gene Ontology annotation, cellular component: extracellular region. NCBI's taxonomy places the organism in Eukaryota, Metazoa, Chordata, Actinopteri, Siluriformes, Bagridae. Gene Ontology annotation, molecular function: endopeptidase inhibitor activity; protein binding. The transcript has 44 exons. The record is from RefSeq and is a predicted model, not a curated record. The coding region runs from base 58 to 5322 and encodes 1754 amino acids.